Caenorhabditis angaria is the source of this 2702-nucleotide messenger RNA. Lineage: Eukaryota; Metazoa; Nematoda; Chromadorea; Rhabditida; Rhabditidae. The record is from the annotation of a GenBank genome assembly.
AUGGUACAAGUUGCUGUGGUAAGUUGAGGGAACUUUUUUUUAAUGAUUGUUAUUUGAAGGGCAAAAACAUGAUGUGUUUUUAAGUACUGUAGUAAAAAUAAUGUUUGAAGAUAUUUUAAUCAUUUCCGCUACGGAACCUUUGAUAAUUGAGUUGAUAACUUUUUUGAAAGUUUGUUGCGGAAAUAAAAAAAGUAGGGCAAUUAGAUUUUUUUGUUAAGGCUUAGUUAGCCUUAACUAAAGAUUACCUUAACUAAAUGUUUUGUUACCUUUUUGUCAAAGCUUAGGUAACCUUAAGUAAGGUAAUAUUUUUGUUAAGGCGUAGGUAACAUUACAUCAAGGCUUCAAUUUUAAGUUAAGACUUUAAAAUUUUUAGCUCUCUAGAAGGCUUUAAAAUAAGGUUAAAGUUAGAGGUUACUUGAGAACUAGGUAUUCUGAACAUUCUAGCAAUUUUUUCCGAAUUUUUACUAAAAAUAUUCCACAAAACUUAGGACCACUAUCAAAAAAUUCUAGGCUGGCGGUGGAUCUGGAAGUGGUCAAGCACGCCCCGAACAAGAUCCAAAAACUGGAUGGUAUGUGUAUAUUCUCGCAUUUGCCGCUGUCAUCGGUGGUUUUUUAUUCGGUUAUGAUACUGGAAUUGUAUCCGCUGCGAUGUUAUAUGUUCCAAAAGCGAAUGGUAUAAAACCAGUCGAUUCAGUUUGGCAAGAAGUCAUUGUUUCAAUCACACCUGGAGUUGCUGCAAUUGGAUCGCUUAGCAGUGGACCUGGUUCAGAUUAUAUGGGAAGACGGAAGAUUAUUAUUAUGGCUAGUUUGAUUUUCACUGUUGGUGCAGUUGUUUGUGCGGCUGCUUGGAAUAAAAUAAUAUUGUUGAUUGGGAGAAUAUUACUUGGAAUUGCGAUUGGAUUUGCAUCAAUGAUUGUGCCAGUUUAUGUUGGAGAAGCUUCGCCUUCACAUAUUCGUGGUAAACUUGUGACUGGUUUCCAAUUAAUGAUCACAUUCGGAUUAGUUGUUUCAAAUAUUAUUGGUGGUAUUUUCAGUUACGUUCAUCCAGAAAAUGUUGGAUGGAGGUUAGUUUUAAAAAUAAUUUUUUGAAAAAUAAGGAUAAUAAUUAUGCAGAUUGAUGUUUGCGUUUGCUGGAGUCCCUGCUAUUAUUCAAUUUGUCUGUUUCAUAUUUUUGCCAGAAAGUCCAAGAUGGUUAUACGAACAUGGAAGAACUGUAGAAAGCAGAGAGGUAUUUUUUCUCUAAAAUAUAUUGUUACUCAAAACAAAAAAGAUUUUCAGGUUCUCAAUAAGAUUUAUAACUAUGACGCAGAAUGGGUUGAAUAUGAAUUGAAAGAAAUCGAAUUCUCAUUCGAAGAGGAGCUUCGCGCAAAACAGGAGAAUUCAGGAGAUGGCCCAACGAUUUUCCGAAUAUUGAAAACUCCACAUGUUCGAAAGGCUUUGUUAAUCGGAUCACUUUUGCAAAUGUUCCAACAAUUAUCAGGAAUUAAUACUGUUAUGUAUUAUACUGGAAAUAUUAUUCGAUCGGCUGGAGUGAAAGAUAAUCACACAACAAUUUGGAUAUCUGUUGGAACAUCGGCUAUCAAUUUCUUUGGAACAUUUAUUCCAAUCGCUUUGAUUGAAAAAGUUGGUCGUCGUGUUCUUCUUCUCAUUUCAAUGAUUGGUGUCAUCUUUUUCUUGGUUGCAAUGGGAGUUUCAUUCCUUCUUAUUAACAAUGUAACUAAAUUUCAUCAUUACUCCAACCUUAUUUCAUUGAUUUUCAGGACUCUGCAUUAACCUAUGAUCAAAACCUUUAUACAACCUCAAAUUCUUUCAAUUUGUCCGCACCAAAUGCAGAUCGUUGUCGAAAAUUCAGUAACUGUGAUUUCUGUGUGACCGAUGAGAGUUGCGGAUUUUGCGAAUCGAAGGGGAAUAAAAUCGGUAAGAAUUCAUUGAAACCAAAAAAUGUGUGUUCCACGUGACACAUUCGUUUGUUUCCUAUCAGUGAUUAGUGAAAAAAAUUGCAAAAGGUACAAAAUACAACUGUAAAUCAUAAAACAGUUUUUCUUAACUCUUUCCUAUUUUUUCACUGGAUAUCUCUGGAACUCUCCUAAAUGCACAAUUCCUUCUUAUUAUAUUAAACAUCAAUUUUCUAGGAUAUUGUCUACCGUUCCCCACCGAAGAUUCUGAAGAUGUUUCAAGUACUGGACUUUGCGCAACUGGUAUUUUGAAUAAAACUGCAUUUGAAUGGGAAGACUCGUACUGUCAUACCAAAUUCACAGUUCUCCCAAUUAUUAUCAUGGUUUUCUAUCUGUUAUCGUUCUCAGCCGGUGAGAUUAGAAACAUAUCUUGAUCUUCUAAUUUACGAAAACCAUUUAGGUUAUGCUCCACUUCCUUGGGUUUUGAAUGCUGAAUUCUAUCCAUUAUGGGCUAGAAGUACGUGUGUUUCAAUUUCAACCGCUUUCAAUUGGAUAUUCAAUUUGAUCGUCUCAUUAACAUUUUUAUCAUUGAGUCAAGCUGCAACAAAAUAUGGAACAUUCUUUAUUUAUGCUGGUUGUACAGUUGUUGCCUUGAUAUUUGUAUAUUUCUUUAUUCCCGAAACCAAAGGAUAUUCAAUUGAUGAAGUCGAAAUGUUAUUUAUGACAAAAGAAGAGCGGCAGAAGGCUCAAAAAGUUCUUGAAGAUGCCAAAAAUCAUGAAACCCCGGUUGAAUUUGAUAAAUUCUAA